This is a messenger RNA of Polyodon spathula (Mississippi paddlefish), 2123 nucleotides long. RefSeq names its product protein Atg16l2-like. Lineage: Eukaryota; Metazoa; Chordata; Actinopteri; Acipenseriformes; Polyodontidae. Gene Ontology annotation, molecular function: protein binding. The record is from RefSeq and is a predicted model, not a curated record. Gene Ontology annotation, cellular component: autophagosome membrane. Gene Ontology annotation, biological process: autophagosome assembly; negative stranded viral RNA replication. The transcript has 8 exons. The coding region runs from base 619 to 1584 and encodes 321 amino acids.
ACAUGUGACUGAGGCACAGUGAGUGAAAUCUAUUUAUUUUUUAUAUACAUUAUGGUUCCUAAACCUUAUUCAUGUUUAGGCCAUGUUAUAAUUCAGCAUUUUGGAUACCUUGAUAAGCUGAGUUCCUAUUCAAAUGGACCCUCACAAAUAAAUAAAUAAAUAAAUAAAUAAAGCAUUGUUACAAUGUUUUACCAGCAGAUGUCAGCAGAACAUAAUAAAUGAAGAUAGUGUGUUUAACCAGCAUGUUUUGUGUUUCACAGGGUCUGUGUAAUUUAAGACUUAAUACAAAAGGAAGACCACUAAAUUGAGAGAAAUGAAUACCUGACCUACUAUAGUCAAUAAAGAAAAACAUGUCAAGAUGAGGUUAUAGAGAUGUCUUUCAGUUAUUUGAACAGUGUGCAAAAUGUUUAAAUCUCAUUUCAUUUCACUGCAUUUUUGUUGUAUGUUGUAAUGUUGAGAAAUGGGUAAGUAAAUCCUCCCUUUUGGGAAAACACCAGCAGAAUAAGUAAAGUUAAAGUGCAACAGUGUUUAGAUUAUUAAAUAGACCCCAUAGCAACGUAAACCUGGCCUUAUUUUUUAUCACAACUCGCUCUUAAUCCUUUCUCUGAAUAUACUGUAAUGUAUUUGUCAUUGGUCAGAGAUCUUUUUGGUUGGCUUAUGAUUCUCCGUAAUAACGUAAUUGUCUUUUUGCCUACCUGGCUUUCUGCCUGUUUGACUGUCUGUCUGGGACCACACAUCCUUGAUAUGUCUUUCUGGAUUUGUCCACUGUACUGUACAUUGAAACUUCUUUACUGCUACAUGUUACAUUUCCUGUUUACAGGAAAGCUGCACAGCGCAGGAACACUGGAGGGCAGUAAUGAAGGGAUAACAAGCAUAGAGUUUGACCCGACUGGGACCAAAGUUUUAGCUGCCUCAUAUGACAAGUCGGCUCUGUUUUGGAAACUGGAUGACUGUGCACCUAAAUUCACAUUGACUGGUCAUUCUCGUAAAGUGACAUCAGCCAAAUUUAAAUCAAGUCUUCGUCAGGCUGUGACUGGCAGUGCGGAUCGAACAGUGAAGAUCUGGGAUCUACAAAGGGCUGCCUGCGUGAAGACCAUCAAUGUUUUCUCCUUCUGCAGUGAUGUCGUCUGCUCAGAGUACUUUAUUGUGAGUGGGCACUUUGACAAGAAGAUACGGUUCUGGGACAGCAGAGCUGCAAGCUGCACGCAAGAAGUUCCUCUCCAGGGAAAAGUGACAUCGCUGGAAAUCAGUCCUGACCACACACAGCUACUCAGCUGCUCCCGGGAUGAAUGUCUUCAGGUGAUUGACCUCAGAAUGAACAACAUCAGGAAAUCUUUCAGGGCUGAGGGGUUCAAGUGUGGCUCUGACUGGACAAAGGCAAUAUUUAGUCCUGAUGGAAGCUAUGUGACUGCAGGCUCCUCAGAUGGGGCUGUCUAUGUCUGGAAUGUGAACUCGGGACUUCUGGAGACCUGCCUACCUGAACAACACAGCUCUUCUGUUAAUGCAGUUUCCUGGUCCUUGUCUGGGGAGUAUGUUGUAAGUGUGGACAGAAGUAGAAGAGCUGUCCUCUGGAGUGACAUAUGAGCUUGACUCAAGGGACAGAGGAAUUAAGACAGAUGUUACAGAGCGCAAGAACCAGUGGCCCAUUCCUAAGCCAGUAACAAAUCUAUCAACCGACAACACGAGUCAAAAGAAUGAUUUCCAAAAAUCCACUUCCAAAGACAGUGUUAAGUUCUCUAUGAUGUGUCCAACUUUGGACAAUCAUCUUGAAGCUGAUUCCUGGCAGGAUGUUGGGUUUUUUUUGGUGUGGGGGUACUUGGUCAAAGCAACUGCAUAAUGGAAGAUGUGCUAUUAACUGUUUGUUGGGUGCAGCCAACCUUAUUUUUCCAUUGCGAAAAAGACAGUAGUAAUGCUAUGAAGAAAAUCCCACUCUUAAGAAUUCUUUAUCAAAGACUCAAUGAGCAUUUUAGAGGGUACUACAAAGCAUUUUUUAAAUGAAGUACAUGGUUACAGUAUAUAUAAUAACAGUGUCUUUAUUUAGCACCUUCGUAGUGGACCACCAUCACAAAGCAUUUUACAGAGGUAGGCUGUGAACUGUAAAUUACAUGCAGAGCCAAUUACAA